This is a messenger RNA of Hermetia illucens (black soldier fly), 3929 nucleotides long. RefSeq names its product 5-hydroxytryptamine receptor 1D. The record is from RefSeq and is a predicted model, not a curated record. Gene Ontology annotation, biological process: adenylate cyclase-activating adrenergic receptor signaling pathway. Gene Ontology annotation, cellular component: membrane. Gene Ontology annotation, molecular function: G protein-coupled receptor activity. Lineage: Eukaryota; Metazoa; Arthropoda; Insecta; Diptera; Stratiomyidae. The coding region runs from base 1270 to 2862 and encodes 530 amino acids. The transcript has 9 exons.
AUGCAAUUACGUAUGUCAAGACGUCUGAGUGUCGAAGCUGGUUAAGCUUUUCCAUAAUUCCAAGGAACUCCAAGGAGUGUCUACAGCAAACAUUUAUUCAUUCGAUGCAAAUAUGAUGAACCUAUGAUCGCUGCAUAUAAUACCAUUUGCUUGGCUUCAUGUAUAAUUUUGAUAGCGGCCAAUAAAUUGAUAACCAAAUUCUAAUCAGAAAGUCGCUUGGGCAGUGUCUAAUUCCUUAUCAAAUAUAAUAUUAUCGUGCAAAUUAUAAUCACAAAAAUCAUUUAUGUUCUGUCUUUUGAGGCAUUUUACCUGGUCGAUUAGCAGCCCCGUGUGAAUUGUGAAUACGAAAUAAACGCGGAAUAUUCAUUCAGUUCGAAAAUAUACUGAUUUCGUUCAGGAAUUUACAGUGGCCAACUGAACGCUUAGGUAUACUCGUGGUAUUCCAGCAUUACGAUAAUUUACGUGUUUAUUUUGAUAAAUAUCAGAAGCUGAGUUAAUAAGAAUAUCAAAUAAAAAAAAUUAGUGAAAGGCUGUGUUUCAGAAUACUAAUGUUACUCUAUAACGAACGGUUCCGUCAACAUGUGUAAUAAUUAUUCUCAAUCGAUCGUGUGCGCGCUUUUCAACGGUUUUCAGUGACUAGUGAAGUUCAAAUAUUGGAAAUUAUCGCCGGAGUGGCUCUAUUUGCUCACACACGUAAUUCCUUCUGAAAGUGGUUUAUUGUUUACAGUUUCCAGAGUACUCGUAUGUUGUUUCGAGUGUAUUGUUCAGAUAAUCCGUAGCCGAGUGUGUACUCUCCGAUUCCAAGGAGUCUAUGCUGCUCGAAAUCCUUUACUUACAUGAUUUGAACUACAGGAAAGCUGGAUGUCAAGUUUGGAUAGUAUAAUGGUUGUGAAGGUGCCAGUCUGGCUUAUGGAUCCUGUUCUACAAGGCCUUAACUCACCGUGAACAAUAAGCUCAUAAAUAACCUCGAUGGAGAACCUCAAAGAAGUAGUAAUUGACGCACAUAAUGUCAGCUGUCCGGCUAAAGCAGUGCUUAUCAAUGACAACAGAAUUUGCUAAAGCAACAGUGAAUUCACGUCGGAAAUGGGCAAUAUGAAAGCCGAUAACUUCUCACAAGCAAAAAGCCUAUCCAUUCCGGGCAUACCGCGAGCCAAACUGUAGUAACACUAUCGCUACCACCCCCUCGUCCCCACAAAUCCGGUAGCUCAAUUAUUACUUUAAGGCACACUCCACUACUGGUAACCUGGGGGAGCAUGGAGAAAGUAAAUUAUGUUGCUUCGGUGGGAGCAGACCUUCCUCCUCUAUAACUUUUCAUUUACGAAGCACCGACAUCACAACAGAACCAAUCCAAUGGAGUUUUACGAGAGUUUCAAUGCAAGCAGCAACGCCGUGGAUUCCCUGCUCCUGAUCCCGAAUAGCACGCAGGAUGCAUUUCGGCGCAUAAACGACACCCUCGUCGAUACUUCUGAUGUGCAAAGACUCUACCCGAUUUCGUUGACAUGGUCCACUAUGUGCCUGGUGAUUGUGUUUUGUGUUCUCAUUGUCAUUACGAUAAUUGGCAAUACCUUAGUGAUAAUUGCAGUCAUCACGACCCGUCGCCUCAGGACUGUGACGAAUUGCUUUGUAAUGAGUUUAGCGGUUGCCGACCUCCUCGUCGGGAUUUUCGUCAUGCCACCAGCUGUAGCCUUGGAUCUGAUAGGUUCUUGGCAAUUGGGUUGGGUCCUCUGCGAUAUCUGGAUCUCAUUAGAUGUUUUAUUAUGUACAGCAUCAAUCCUGAGCUUAUGUGCAAUCAGCGUUGACAGAUAUCUAGCUGUCACAAGACCCUUAACAUAUUCGCGAAAACGUAGAUCGAAACGUCUUGCUCUUAUCAUGAUUCUCAUAGUUUGGUUUCUGGCCCUUGCUAUCACCUGCCCACCGAUCCUAGGGUGGUAUGAGCCAGGACGUCGUGAAGACAUCAUGGAAUGCCGGUAUAACCGCAAUGAAGGAUACGUAAUAUUCUCAGCGAUGGGCUCCUUUUUCAUCCCAAUGGCUGUAAUGGUGUACGUUUAUGCGAGGAUCUCGUGUGUGGUAGCAAGUCGUCAUGAUAAUAUGACUGAUAUAGAGGUGCAUAACAAGAGGACAUGUAAGCGCCUGAAGUCAAACAUGAAGGCACAUUUAGACAAAUUCAAGAGAUACCAGCAGGCCGAAAUGGAGGCUGAACUAGAACAAGAUGUUUCAGAACAGGACAACAUAAGCCCAAACCCGAAGAAGCAAGCCGUACGUACUUUAUCUAAUCAGACGAUUGUCAAGGAGCCGAAGGAGAUGCAAUUUAGCGAUGGCGAAGUUAUUUCAAGGCAAUGCAAGAAUGGGAAUUAUGAGUUGGUUACAUCGUCGUCAAGGCCACAAUCCUUCAAGCGACCGCCAUCAAGCAGCUCGUCUAGACCAAUCUCCACCAACUCAGACCACUGGUCAGUGGGGUCACGCCACAGCGUUCGACAUCACCCAAUAAUUAUAAAUGAAAGUUAUGUAACCAAAAGUACUCGCGUUCAUCAGAAAUCCCUUUCAAACAGAGUCACCUCCCUUAAGAGGGAGAAUAAAACCACGCAAACGCUUAGCAUAGUCGUUGGGGGCUUCAUAGCUUGCUGGCUUCCGUUCUUUGUAAAUUAUCUUAUUACCCCAUUCCUUCCCGAUGGCUAUGUUAGCCCCGACCUGGCCAAGUUUUUCACCUGGCUUGGCUGGUUCAAUAGUGCAAUUAAUCCUUUCAUCUAUGCUUACUAUAGUGUUGAUUUUCGAGCUGCAUUCUGGAGACUGACCUUUAAGCGAUUAUUUAAAAAUUCCUCGAAAGGUCAGUAUCCAAACACGACAUUGUCAAUACGACGGUAACUAAGUUGCCUGUAGAAUAGCAGAAAAUUGGUAAAAACUAGGAAUGAAUAUUGGAAAUAAGUAACAAUAUAUGUGUAACUGACAACCUUGGAAGCCACAAAUAAAGAUGUUGUAAUUUAUUUUGUAAGUGAUCAAUAUCCUCCAGGAGAUUAUGAAUAUUUGCGCUCACUCCAUGGAAUCAAGAUGAAAAAUGAAGCUCAUUUUGAAGCUUCCAUUAUUCGUUAUACAAAGCAAGUCAGACUUUAUAUAUAUUUAUAAGGACAAAUGAAAUUGGUUUGACUGAUUUACUUGAAAAUUCGCCACGAUCGCCUUCACUUUCACCUGACUCCCAACCAUUUCAAUUUCGAGUCCUUGAAUUUGAUUACAGGAAGUGAAGGCGCUCGGAAGGCUUGAGUAGGCAUGGCCAUGUGCAUGCUUACCAAUAAAUGCAGAAACAAAAUGUAGUCAUACAAUUACUACGCCUUAUUUGCCGUAUUGCUGGAAAAUAUUUAUAUUUGUAAGACAAAAAUCCACAGAUAUGAGGUGCUCCAAUACGUAUUUGUAAAUAUUUGUGCUAAAUAUGUAACAACAUAAUCAAUAUUGCGACUUAAUUCAAUUAAUAUCGCAUCAAAUAAAGUGUUAACAUGAAAAUAAAUGGAAAUAUCAUGAGUAAAUACAAUACAACUUACAAUUAUUGGAAACAGACCCUGUGAAAACAUCCCCCAGAAAUAAAAACAAAACACACCCCCAAAAUAAUAUUAUUGUGGAAUAUUCCAUUGACAUCUUGUAUCUGAUUUCAUAAAUCUUAUAUGGUUCAUGUAUGCCCGCAUGUGAAUGAAUUUCUUUGAAUAUUUGAAUAUUUUUUUUUAAUAUUACGUUCGAAAAAUUGAUAAUAAAGUCUCAAUUGUUAAAAGCAAGACAAUCUGACGUUCCAGUACAAGUUUCUGUAGGAAUAAGUUUAGUGUAUUUACUGUUGUAAUAUUUGAUUUGAUUCUGCAGAUUGCCUAGUACAAUAUUUAUUUUAGUUUUAGUUUAUAUUAGUUCCGAAUGUAACUAUAAAGAAUAAAGAAAACGAUGUUUUUGUCGUA